CAUUGUCAUUGUCACCUUGUCACAAAUUGGUCAUCAAAAUUAGAACAUCGAUUUUAUUUAUGUUAAUAAUUUAGGAAACAAUCAAAAUUUGCUGUAUAAAUAACGAAAUGUCAGAAUGUAAGCAAUUAAUCACAGAAUGGCUCAACGAGUACGCGUCUUUACAAGAUAAUGAAAUAAAAAGUUUCGCAGCAGAACAUGAACACAACCAUGAGAUUGCCACUGCAAUAUUUAACUUGUUAUAUAGUGACGACAAGGAUGAAUUCUAUGACCAGAUUUUAGAAAAUGUUUGUGUUCAACUGUUCAGUUUCUACAGAUCUAAAGAAAUAGAGUUACAAAGAUUCACUUUGCAGUUUGUACCAACUUUAAUGUUUAAUUACUUAAGUGCAAUAGCACAAGGCAGUAGCAAAAACAGUAGAUGUAUAGAAACUCUUUUAAUUGGCUUAUAUAAUUUUGAAGUUGUUGACGAAAGUGGUAAACCGAAAGUUGUUUCUUUUAGACUACCCUCAUUAGCUCAGGCAUCCAUUUAUCAUGAGCCCUUAUCUUUGGGAUCUCAAUUCCUAACAGAGAGUGCACUACGCCGAUGGGAGGAAUGUAACACCAAGCUUGUAAGCUGGGGUCCACUGUCCCAAGUGGAGACAAUCAACGCACAAAAUAGAUUGAAAGUCAUGGCAGCCCUACUUUUUAUUUAUAAUAGACAACUAAGCUUAUUACCUAAAUUGGCCCUUAGACAUUUUUGUAUUGCCGCAUCAAGAAUUGUCACACAAGGAUUUAAUAAGAAACCUGGGGCUCCAAAACCUAUUCCUCGGAUACCAGUAUCAUCUAAUUUCCUGUUAGAAAUGAUGGAAGGAUCAUAUUUUGCUAUGUUUAAUGAAUUUUAUACAUUAGCACUUCAAGCGGUGAAAGAUAUUGAUCAGAGAGCGCAAUACGAACUGUUUGCUGAUGUAAUGCUAGUCACAAGUGCGGUCAUGAACUCGUUGAAGAACAGUCCUUCAGGUCAACCAUGUGAUGGUCCGAUGGGUAUAAGUGUAGCUCUCUCCCCCGCUACGACUACGGUCACGAUGUCAAAAUCAAUGAUAACCAACGCUUCAUUCCGGACAAAAAAAUUGCCAGACGAUAUUCCGAUCCAGCCGGGGCAAGCUGUGUCCGCGGAGUCAGCGGACAUGUUGUCAUCUAUCAGCGAGGAGGCGGAGGCGGACGCAGCGCCCAUGCAGCGCGGCGGAGUCAUACGAAAUUCAAAACCAAAACUCGGUUCCUUUCCUGUGCUGGGCAAAAAGACGAAAGACGCCAAAGAGAAAACGGUCGCGACGAACGAAAAGAAGAGUUCUAGUAAAGAUUCUUCUAAGGGUAUUUGGAAUGCGUUGGGCAGCGGCGCUGGCGACAUGGUGGAUUCUCAAAAAGGUUUAGAUAAUUCUUUCGACGCUAACAGCAGUCUUAAGGAUGAAAUCUCUAUGACGUCCGUCCUUACCGGUGCAGACAACUCGGACACGCGGUCACAAGGAACUACCGACUCUUUAGAUAUGGAGGCGCCCUCGUCUCGUUUCGCCGCCAUGCAAGUCAGCUCUGUCUAACCCGUAGUUUGUACAUUUCAGUAUUAUGCUUAUGUACCCUUAUAGUUACCGAAUGCUUGGUGUGUGUUUAUUCAUGCUUUAGACGUAAAAAAAAUUAUAUGUGAAAAUUAUGUUGUUGGUAUAUUUACUUAAUAAAGGUUUUAGUAGUUAAAUUUACAUCUGAUUGUACGUUGUUGUGGUACUUAAGAAUAAUUCAAUUGUAGUAAUGUUUGUAAAUUAUACAAAAUGUCAUUGUGUCCUGCCAACUUUAUGUAUCAUUCCAAUUUUUUUGUUUAAUGAAAUAAAUUCUAUUAUACGUAAAUAAACUCUCGUUACACAA
Papilio polytes (common Mormon) is the source of this 1887-nucleotide messenger RNA. It is a transcript of the gene Hyccin, whose product is annotated as hyccin. The coding region runs from base 108 to 1568 and encodes 486 amino acids. The record is from RefSeq and is a predicted model, not a curated record. NCBI's taxonomy places the organism in Eukaryota, Metazoa, Arthropoda, Insecta, Lepidoptera, Papilionidae. The transcript has 8 exons. Gene Ontology annotation, cellular component: plasma membrane. Gene Ontology annotation, biological process: protein localization to plasma membrane; phosphatidylinositol phosphate biosynthetic process.